Molecule: messenger RNA, 4273 nt
Organism: Melospiza georgiana
Lineage: Eukaryota; Metazoa; Chordata; Aves; Passeriformes; Passerellidae
Gene: PXMP4
Product: peroxisomal membrane protein 4
Exons: 4
Coding region: 1-657 (218 amino acids)
Cellular component (GO): peroxisomal membrane
Source: RefSeq, a predicted model, not a curated record
AUGGCCGGCGGGGCCAUGGCGGGUGGGGAGGAUUCGCUUCGCGCUCUGCUCCGCGCCGCCAACGCGCUCCUGCAGCAGCGCCGCUACCACGCCGCGCUCGCCGUCAUCAAAGGCUUCCGGAACGGCGCCGUUUAUGGAGCCAAAAUCCGUGCCCCACACGCCCUGGUGAUGACUUUCCUGUUCAAGAGUGGAAGUUUCAGGGAGAAGCUGAAGUCCAUUGCUCAGGCCACGUACGCCCACUCCCGGAACCUGGCUUAUUUUGUGUUCACCUACAAGGGGCUCCUGGCAGCCCAGUCCCGGCUGCAGGGCAAAAAAAUCCCAUUCCAUUCCUUCCUUGCAGCCUGCAUUGGGGGCUGGCUGGUGUUUGGUGACAACAAUCCCAUCAACAGCCAGAUCAUCAUGUACCUGCUGUCCCGCAUCCUGUUCGGGCUGUCCCGGCUGGCUGUGCAGAAGGGCUACAUCCCCCAGCCCAGGCAGGAUCCCUUCCCUCUGCUGGCUGCCCUGGUGUGGGGGACAGUCCUGUGGCUCUUUGAGUACCACAGGGACACUCUGCAGCCCUCCCUGCAGUCCUCCAUGACCUACCUGUACGAGGACAGUGAGGUGUGGCACGACGUGUCUGACUUCCUCAUCUACAACAAAAGGACAGACAGCAAGUAGGUGCUGCCCUCCAAACCACCUUGGAAUGGGAUGGGACCUCCCAGCAGCUGGGGGAAAAGGUUGUUCUGUUGCUUUUGACCUGUGGUUUUUUAAAAUUAACAUCCAUCAAGCAGAGUUGGCUCUUAUCUCCAAGCCAGAAUGUUCUGAUCAGUUUUUUGGCUCCUUUUAGAGCAAGCUCAACCCCCACAGAAAUUUGUUGCAAGUCUGGUUUUAAGAGGCCUUAUUUUCCCUACAAGUGUGGCAUUGGGGUUUGUUCUUGAAAAACUAAAUAUAUUUAUAAAAUGACAGCCUGACACUAAGUGGAGAGUAUGAAACCAUGUUCUAGGGCUCAUCUGAAUGUUUACAAGUGUUUUUUUCUGUGCUGUUGUGCUCACUGUGGUGGGAUUGAGGGUGAAGGGAGUGGGGGAUCUGCUGAGCUCUGAGAGCAGGGCCAUCAUUUCUUCAUUGCUGUGGAUGGCUGAGAAUCCUGUUCAAACUAUUAUAAGGACAGUUCUGUGCUUCUUGAGAGAGUUCCUCUGCAAUUUUCCCUCAGGGAGACAAUAAAAUGUGUGAGAAUUGAACUGUUAGGAUUGUCUUGUACCAGCCUGGUAAAUCAGGCUUGCAAACACUAUUUUUGCUUGGUUCCUUUCCUGCACUUGGGCUGAAUCUGUGCCCCUAUAAAGUGCACUAAUGAAUACCCUGUAAUUAUUUUACACUUGUUUGUAAAGCUUUUAAAAGCUGCUUGAACUAAAUACCAAAAACAGUUACACAACUUGGGCUCCUCUAUGACCAGGGGUCAGAUCUCAUGCUGGGGAUUUUGUGUGUCUAAGGGGGCAUUUCCCAAGCACUUUUAUUUAUUUUAUUUUGGUGGAGCAUGGCAAGGGUUUCUCUGAGGUCCAGAAUCUGCCUUCCACAGCUGUGGAAAGUGCUGGCUGUAACCAGAUUUGAAUCUGAUUUUGUACCUGUAGUUUGUGCAGGCUUAAUUAAUUAAUUUAAUUGAUUAAUGUAUUAAUUAUCUUCCUCUCAAAAACACUCUGCUGAGCCCCAGGAUAGGGCAGCACACCCUGGGUUAUGGCAGAAGAUAGCUGAGAAAGCACAAAAACUGGUUUCAUUAAUCAAUUAAUAAAUUCAAACUCCUCAUAGUGCAAAUAACUACACACUUUACUCAGUGAUGUGCAUUGAAAUAAUUCCUGCUUUGAUGGGGUGAUAUUUCCAAGGGAAUCAUGAAAUUCCCUGCUCCCUUUUGGCUCAGUUGGGACUGUUUGGUUCACUUUCCCUGUACCCACCUGCUUUUCCCUGACCUGCCCAUGGCAUUUCAUAGUCCUGCUGAUGCUCUCUUCAUCAUCCUUGGAACUUUUUACCCUCCAGGCUCUGGCAAUUUCUCCUAUGGUACAGCUGAAAUAGUACAUUUCACUUCAGGGAGCUUCUGAUUUUAAAAAAAAAAAUCUCAAUUUCUUCUGAAGUCAUUUUUCCUUGUCCUCCUAACCUCCUUUAUUAUUGCUGCUCAUAUUCAGAGUCCUCCUUAUUCUUUAUUUUUCCCCUUUUCUUUGUCCAUGCAAAUCCAUGAUGCCUAAAAACCAAGACACUUCUUGUCAUAAUAACUUUCUAUGAUCCCUUCAACUUCUAAUUUCAUUGCUAACUUCUGAUUAACUGCUGUUACAGUUUGGACUGAAUAAUUGAAUUGGAAUCCAUCAAGCCCCAUGGAAGCUGUAAAAUUAGGAAUUUGUUUCCUUUGGCUAAAUAUGUUUCUCUGUAUAUACAGCUGAAAUGGUACAUUUCACUUCAGGGAGCUUCUGAUUUAAAAAAAAAACUUCUCAAUUUCCUCUUAAGUCAUUUUUCCUUGUCCUCCUGAACUCCUUUAUUACUGUUGCACAUAUUCAGAGUGCUGCUUUGCUUUAUUUUUCCCCUUUUAUUUUUUUGCUUUUCUUUAUUUUCCCCUUUUCUUUGUCCAUGCAAACCCAUGAUGUCCAUGGUGCCCAAAAACCAAGAUACUUCUUUGUCAUAAUGAUCCCUUCAACUUCUAAUUUCAUUGCUGAUUUCUAAUUAACUGCUGUUACAGUCUGGACUGAAUAAUUGAGUUGAAAGCCAUCAGACCCCAUGAAAGCUGUAAAAUCAGGAAUUUGGGUGGUUUCUUUUGGUUAAAUAUUUUUCUCUGUAUAGAGAAACAUAAAGGUUCAAUACAGAAAAGCUGCUGAAGCUACAGGUGAGGUCUGAUUCCUUUAUAAAAAUCUUUCCACCACUGUUGGGUGUUUGAAGCAUCUCAGUUUUUCUGUCAGAAGCCUCAGUAUUGUUCCAACUAAGAGCAUUGAUAUUCUGCUAAAAUUGCAGAAUUCCUGCAAGCUUUGAUGGGAUUUCAGAAAGCUGACAGCUGUGCCUUGGGAAAUGCUCCCUAAAACUAUUAAACUCACAAAUCCUUGACCAUGUGUAAUUAUUGCAGCCAAAGAAGCUGUGGGCUGGGUGUCUCUGAGAAGGUUUUGAUCUGUGAGAUUUGUAGCUUGUGGUUCCCUUAGAGGUGGAAUAACCUUCCUCUGCUGGGCAUUGUGGCUGCUGGUGGAAGGACCAGGGGCCUUUCCUGACCUUUUCAUUGCUCUGUGCCCUUUAGAAAAUAAAGCUCAGCCAAAAACCAAUGUAUGCAAUCAGUCUGGCAGCAGUACCAUGAUUUCUUGGUUCAGAACUCCCUUUUUCUCUUGGGAAUCUCUCCUUUCUAAGAAAGCCAUGGCUGAGCCUGCAGUGGAGCUGCCAUCCCAACUCCUGACCUUUCCACAUUGCUCUCUGUCUUCUCCAGAAAACAAAUCCCAGCCAAAACCCAGUGUCUGCAAUCAGCCUGGCAGCAGUACCAUGGCUUCUCCUUGGUUCAAAAUUCCCUUUUUCUCUUGGGAAUCUCUCCUUUCUUAGAAAGCCAUGCCUGAGCCUGCAGUGGAGCUGCCAUCCCAACUCCUGACCUUUCCACACUGCUCUGUGUCCUCUCCAGAAAACAAAUCCCAGCCAAAACCCAGUGUAUGCAAUCAGCCUGGCAGCAGUACCAUGGCUCCUCCUCAGUUCAAAAUGCCCUUUUUAUUUGGAAAUCUCUCCUUUCUAAGGAAGCCAUGGCUGAGCCUGCAGUGGAGCUGCCAUCCCUGGAUCCCAGCUCUGACCUUUUCACACUGCUCUGUGUCCUCUCCAGAAAAUAAAUCCCACCCAAAAACCAAUGUCUGCAAUCAGCCUUGCAGCAGUACCAUGGCUUCUCCUUGGUUCAAAAUGCCCUUUUUUUGGGGGGAAUCUCUCCUUUCUAAGGAAGCCAUGCCUGAGCCUGCAGUGGAGCUGCCACCCCAACUCCUGACCUUUCCACACUGCUCUGUGUCCUCUCCAGAAAAUAAAACCCAGCCAAAAACCAAUGUCUGCAAUCAGCCUGGCAGCAGUGACCAUGACUUCUCCCUGAUUCAAAACUCCCUUUUUCUCUUGGGAAUCUCUUCCUUUCUUAGAAAGCCAUGCCUGAGCCUGCCAUGGAGCUGCAGUGGAGCUGCCAUCCCUGGAUCCCAGCUCUGACCUUUUCACACUGCUCUGUGUCCUCUCCAGAAAAUAAAACCCAGCCAAAAACCAGUGUAUGCAAUCAGUCUGGCAGCAGUGCCAUGACUUCUCCUUAGUUCAAAACUCCCUU